GACAUGGCAAUCACAAAAGAGAGAAGAAGCUUGUUUGUUUCAAUGAUGAUGGUGUUGUUCUUCCUCUUCAACGUUCACCAUCUUCAAGUCAUGGGUUGUCCCAAUAAUAAUGAUCAGGGGGCGACCAACUGUACAGAUCAGGACAGAAAACUGUUGGAGUUUCCUUUGAAUUUGGAGUACUUUGAAGCUGAGUUUUUCUUGUUCGGAGCGUUAGGGUUUGGUCUUGAUAAGGUCGCACCAAACCUAACAAUGGGAGGUCCAAGCCCUCUUGGAGCUCAAAAAGCUAAUCUUGAUCCUUUGACAAGAGAUGUUAUUUUGCAGUUUGCUUGGCAAGAGGUUGGCCACUUGAGGGCGAUCAAGAAAACGGUGAAAGGGUUUCCAAGGCCACAACUUGAUUUGAGUAUAAAAUCAUUUGCGAAAGUGAUGGAUAAAGCAUUUGGAGUAAAAUUUAAGCCACCAUAAAACAAAAUUUUUUUGAGCCGACUCCUCAUUGCUUCAUACUUGAUCCCUUAUGUUGGUCUCACCGGCUACGUUGGCGCUAAUCCUAAACUGCAAUGUCCGGAAUCAAGAAAGCUAGUAGCAGGGCUUUUGGGAGUAGAAUCGGGUCAAGACGCGGUUAUAAGAACAAUGUUAUAUGCUCGAGCGGGACAUAUAGUCUAUCCUUAUGGUAUCACGGUUGCGGCUUUCACGGAUAAGAUCUCGAAUUUAAGGAACAAAUUGGGAAAAGCAGGAGUGAAGGAUGAGGGAUUGAUCGUACCUAAAGUCAUGGGAGCAGAAGGACAAGUGAAUGGGAAUGUAUUGGUGGGUAAUGAGUUGUCGCUUGCGUAUGAUAGAACACCUGAGGAGAUUCUAAGGAUUGUGUAUGGAAGUGGAAAUGAAAGUGUUCCUGGUGGCUUUUACCCUAAAGGAGCUGAUGGGGAAAUUGCUAAGUCUUAUUUGGUUACUACUACUGCGAGUGAGGUCUAGUUUCAGUUUGGAGUUGAAUUUUCUUUGUAGUUCUUAGGUUUUUGGUUAUAUAUAGGAGGCUAAACAAAAUAAUUAUGGUAUUAAUGUAAUAAAAUGUUGGUGAGAGUGAAAUUUCCAUAAUCGAAAAGAGAUGGUUGAAAAUGUAUGAAAAUUAUAUACUAUAGUUUUAGCCUAAAUUAG
Messenger RNA from Capsella rubella, 1146 nucleotides. RefSeq names its product desiccation-related protein PCC13-62. NCBI's taxonomy places the organism in Eukaryota, Viridiplantae, Streptophyta, Magnoliopsida, Brassicales, Brassicaceae. The record is from RefSeq and is a predicted model, not a curated record.